AUUUCAUGAAGCCAACCUCUAAUGCUUCUCAAUAAGCAAAUCAAUGGGCUAUGAAAAAGAAGGAGCAAAUGGAAAAAGCAGCUCAGAUGAGAGCAGAACGAAAAUUAGCUUAAACUGGAGAAAUGGCUUUAGGUACUAAAACAAAUUAUGGUACUUAUAUAAAGUAUCCAAAGAUUAUGAUAAACCUCCAAGUUAAAAUUCUUAAAAAUAAUAUUAUUAAGCUGAUUUAGGUAAUAAUAAUGUACGGUAACCAUAAUUUGGUCAAUAGUAAUUUUAAAUGAAUGAUAUUGCUUAUCAAAAUGUUUAGCCUAACAGGCAAUCUUCUUUAGGAAAACAACAACCCUAACCAUCUUAUGAUAAGUAUGGAUAUAAUUAAAAUACUUAAUUUACAAAUAAUAAACCACCUAGUUAAGAGGGAUCAAGAAAAGUUUAAUAAGGUAUUUAAUCUAAGCCUUAAAUGAAUUAAGCAUAAUAGAAUAGAUAAUAAUAUGGCAAAAUUGAAGAUGAUUAUGAUUAUUAAUAAAAUAGAUAAUAUGGAUAACUUAAAUAAUAAUAAUAAUAAUAAUAAACAUAUAAUGUUAAAUAACCUACACCUGUUUAAAAACAAUAAUAAUAUAGACCACCCUCAGGAACAUAUGAUUAAUCUAAUGGAUAUAAUAAACCUUCUAAUUAAUCAAUAAAACCACCUGUUCAAUCAAAUAAGUAAUCAGCAAAUACUAAAUAAUCAAGUAAUCUUAGAAAUAAUUAAUAACCCACUUUUCAACCAUAAUAAUAAUAAUACUAUAAUCCAAUUGAUGAAAUACCAAUUAAGAAAGGUGAAAAUACUCCUAAUAUAAAUAUUCCAAAUCCUGAACCAUUAUAUGAAUGCUCAAAAGGAUGUGGAAGAUCUUUUGCAAAACUUGCUUUAUAAAAACAUGAAAAGAUUUGUAUUAAAGUAUUUCAAAAAUAAAGAAAAUAAUUCGAUGCACAAAAACAUAGAAUUAUAAGUAAUGAAUAAAUGAAUCACAUUAAAAAUUAAGAUAGAAUUGAAUAAAAAUAUGAAAAAGCUUUAGGUUUUUAUUUAUUCUAUUAUUUCAGCUAAAAAAUAAAACUGGAAAAAACAAUCUGAAGCUUUCAGAGCUGCUAUAAUUGCUGCAAAAGGUGGAAAGUUGACAAAUGAUUAAAAGGUUGAAAUUUAUUAGUAAUAUAGAAUGCCAUGAAUGAGGCAAGCAAAUCAAAUUUAACAUAAUGCAACUAUUGUGGAAGAAGCUUUAAUUAAUAAGCAGCUGAAAGGCAUAUUCCUUUUUGUGCUUAAAAAUCAAAGAUUCCUCCUAAAUAACCAUAAAAAAGGAGAUGA
Messenger RNA from Paramecium primaurelia, 1336 nucleotides. NCBI's taxonomy places the organism in Eukaryota, Ciliophora, Oligohymenophorea, Peniculida, Parameciidae. The record is from the annotation of a GenBank genome assembly.